Messenger RNA from Vittaforma corneae ATCC 50505, 1227 nucleotides. RefSeq lists its product as uncharacterized. The record is from RefSeq and is a predicted model, not a curated record. Lineage: Eukaryota; Fungi; Microsporidia; Nosematidae. Gene Ontology annotation, cellular component: cytoplasm. The transcript has a single exon. The coding region runs from base 1 to 1227 and encodes 408 amino acids. Gene Ontology annotation, molecular function: protein serine/threonine kinase activity. Gene Ontology annotation, biological process: intracellular signal transduction; protein phosphorylation.
AUGGGAUUGAUUGAAAUGGCUACUGGGAAGACACCAUACAGUGAAUUUAAGGAUACUACCGAGAUAUACAAGAAUGUGCUGCAGGGGAUACUUCCAAAGGCCAUACAGAUGGUAUCAGAUCCGUGCCUCAAGAGUCUUAUCAUGGGGUGCAUUGUUCCCUCAUCCUCCAGAUAUACUGCUGCGCAAUGCUUGGAUCACCACUUCUUCCACCCAGAUGUGAUAUGCACCGGAGACUGCAUCCCUCGUGAGUGUGUGGCAGUAUAUCCGCUAAACGGCGCGCCACCCAAGGACAUGGAAUUGAGCAUUGUUUCCAUUAUUGACAAUAUUGUUGUGUUUCAGAUGCUCCUGUAUGCUACCAUGAAAUUUAUCAAAUUUGAAUAUGAUCUUAACACCGAUACAGUGAAGAAGAUAUGUGACGAACUCUUGGCCGAGAAGAUAGUUGACACUAGUGCUGUUGAGACUUUUUCGUCCUUGUUGAUAUCAGGACUGGAGAUUGUUGAGAUGAAGAUUAGCUCAGGACAAGUGCAUGAUGGAAUAAUCGAAGUUAAUUCCAACGAGAUAGGGAGGAUCAGGGAUGUGGAUAUGAUUGUCACCACAAGCCCAGAGAAGGAGGACAGCGAAUCACUGCAAAGUGUUAAUUUUGGAGCAGAUACUAUUGAAGAGAUGAGAAUCAUCGAGGAGAAUAUUAAAAUUGCAGAGGCUAAGAAGGAGCUAGAAAAGAGAAGAGAAGAAGAGAUAACCCAGAAGUUAAAAAUGAAGCUUCAACAAAAGAGCACCACGCCGCCUGAAGACAAUUCGGUAUGCUCUCUUGAACUGGGCAAGUCCGCAGUUAAGUUUAAGAACGAAAGUGUAUCUCAAAAGGAGUUAUACGCAGAUUUUACUUUCGAGGAUAUUUAUUCACAGUUUCCUAAUGCGCCGCAGCCAUCCAAUGUACCAUGUGAGGGUAAUAGUGGCAACAUUAAUGUAGUAUCUGAGCCCUUGGGCAGUAAAUUGGGAGAUCUGAAGGUAUCACCAACCCAGAAGUGCAGACACCAAGCAGAAUGUUGCCCCUUGUAUGAUGAAAAUGCUGUAUGCUCUCCAACGAAGAAGCAGGAUUCAUCUGGAGAUACCAACGCAUAUAGAUUGCAAUCGUCUAAUCGGUCAAGAAGAGCUGGGAAUACGCUCACCGCCCAUCUCAUCACCGCCAUUUGGCACCACACGGCUUACAGAGGAGCAGGCAGUGAAUGA